UUAGCAGCGGCAGCGGCAGCGGCAGGAAGUAUGUUGUUGAAUCGGCGGCGGGGGGGGAAGAGCCAAGAACCAAAAGUCGGUGGUUGAAUAGGAGGAGAAAAAACAAAAUGACCAUGCCUAAUCCGUGAAACCUGCACCUUUCGCAUCAGUACGUUGCGCAUCGUUGACGUCGCGGGCACAGAGGCCAACUGAGGGUGAAUCCUCAUUGGCCGACGUGACCCACUCAGGCCCCCCAUCACCCAGGGUGGGCCCUGAUUGGCUGGAGAGAAAAUGGCGGCUCACUCCCUCAGCUAAGCCCCACCUCCUUAACAUCACUGUUCAUUGCUGUGUUGUGAACCGUGAUUCCUCUCAACGCUUUGCUUUAGAGUACUAUGGCAAUGCAUGAUAUGAGUCGUGCCAAGGGAUUCCCCUGUAAAGAGUGUGAUAUGGUUUGCCCGAGUACUCCAAGUCUACUAGAGCAUAUGAAAGCACAUUAUCAGCAAGAAGAGUCUGGACGAUUUGAGUGUGAACAGUGUGGACGAAUUUACAAGCACGCAGCUAGCCUAGCUAAUCAUAAAAAGUCCCAUGAAGUGGGCUCAUUCCAGUGCCCAGUUUGUACCCGUACCCUGCCAAACGCUGUAGCUCUGAAGAACCACCUUCGGAUUCAUACUUUGUCCCCGAGUAGUGCCCACGCAGAAGAAGAGAGCGAAGAAGUACCUGAAGAAGGACCCCACGACGAGAGGGAUUAUAGCCUCUCCCAGGACCUCUCGGACGGGUUUGGGCGCUCCCAUUUGAAUAACAGUGGUAUGGGACAUAGUGUCCUACAAAGCCACAACACAGACGACCACGGAAAGAAAGGCUCCCCUGAAUCUGACGACGCCUGGGACAGACCGUUCAAGUGCGACCAGUGUGACCGAACCUACCGGCACCACGGUAGUCUGGUGAACCACAAGAAGUGUCACCAGGAAGGAACUUUUAAGUGCUCUGUGUGUUUUAAACAAUUUAGCAACCUGGCUGCCCUAAACAGCCACGAGCGAACUCAUUCGAAGUUCAAAACCCCCGGGGCCUCCAUGGUGAGCAGCAGCAGUAGCAGCAGCAGCCUCCAUGACUCGGAGCGCAGCAGUGGGACCCAGCCGCCCCAGAGCGACGACACCACCUCCUGUUUCUGCCACCUGUGUCAGAUUGCGCUGCCGAACAAGGCUGACUUCCAGGAGCACAUUCUGCUGCACAACGCGGCUUCACCUUCCCUAGGCCUGCCACGUAGCUUCCCGGGUAUCAUGCCUCACAAUCUGAGUGCAGUCCGAUCUCCGGCAUACACUCCAGCUCUGGGUGAUCCACUGCCCCUUCCGCCUCUGCCCAGUGAGAAAAGAGGCCCCUACGACCCCAUCAUGGGCCCUCCAGUCAACAAUCCCAUAUAUACGUGUGCAUACUGUGGAGCUGGUCACCCAGAUUUGGAGACCUUGAAAGUUCACUAUCUGACCCAUGACCCCCACCCAGCGUCCCACAGUCAGGACAGCUCCAUCCUGAACUCGGACACUCUCAGUUCUGGAUCACAGGGCUCGGUGUCAUCGCCCUCUGGAGGACGAGUGCCCCAAGCCAACUCUCCAGAUGAUGGAGAGCGACGCUUUAAGUGUGGGGAGUGUGGGAAAAGUUACCGUCAUGCAGGAAGUUUAGUGAACCACAAGCGCUGCCAUCAGACAGGCCACUACCAGUGCACCAUUUGCUGUAAACAGUACCCCCACCUGGCAGCACUGCACAGCCACCUACGGAGCCACAAGGGCCGCCCCUCCAACCAGCCGAUUAACAAUGACAACAAUGACUGGCUGUCCUCAGAGCCGCUCACUCUGGACUCUCAGCAGAGCUAUGUUCAAGAGGGCAGUGGUGCCACAACUCCCAUCUCGUUGCCAGGGAAUCUUGGUGACGCCGCCCAUUUUGUUCCAGACGGCGGCCACAGCAGUGGGUUGGACUCACUAGAGUUCCACGACCGUUUUGAUGGUAGCUCUCUUUCACAGAGUAGCUCUGGUCACCGUCAGGCUGACCGCCAUGUAUGUGCUGAUUGUGGUGAGAUGUAUGGAGAUGUGUCUGGCAUCAAGUCACACAUGUGUCCUCGCCGGAGUCAGCAGCAGCAGCAACAGCAGGGGAACAUGUCCAAUGGUUUUAUGGGGAACAUGAGCUACCAUGGCUCUAGUGGGACUUCGCUGCCUGCUGGAAGCUCCAGCAGCCUGAAGGAAGGCAGCAGCCAGCGACCAUACUCCCAGAGUGGAGGCAAAAGAAUGGGAACCAAUGACAAGGAUGAUGACGACGAUGGAGAAGUGUAUCAGUGCUCGGUAUGUGGUAACCACUACGCUAGUCUCAGAGCCCUCAGAAGCCACCUCCGUAGCCACGCCAACAACCCAACAGGUCCAGGACCUUCCAACCUGGAGCAGGACUGGAGGAUGAUCUGCUCCACUUGUGGCCAGAGUUUUUCCAGAAAGCAAGACCUCUUAAAUCACCAGUUAGUCCAUGGCCCCCAAAGAUCAGAUGGACAGCAGCAGGGUAUUGGAGGCACAUCAACAAAUGGUGAUAAGAUGGAUGGGCGGAACCACAUUUGUGUCGACUGUGGCAUGUUCUUCGCAGACAGGCACCAUUUGAUCACUCAUCUAUGCCCUGGUAAGAGUCGGAACAGCUCCUUGAACAAACAGGGCCUGAAUGGAGCCAAAGGGAUGUCUGGAGGAGAUGGUGUGGGUGGUGGGGUAGCAGGAGGGAGUCAUGAUGUUGGUGGAGAUGGACGAAGGCCAAUGGUUGACCAAAGUGACAAACCCCACAAGUGUGACCAAUGCGGGCGUGGAUACAGACACCCCUGCUCCCUCCUGAACCACAAGAAGUCCCAUAAAACCGGAGUUUUCCGCUGCUUGGUGUGUCAAAAACGUUACUACAAUCUGCUGGCUCUCAAGAAUCACCAAAGAACCCACUUUGACCUGAAGAGACACAAGUGUGAAGAAUGUGGGAAGGCCUUCAAGAUCCAGAAGCAGCUCAUCAAUCAUCUGCGUCUCCAUGAGGAACACCGGGCCAAAGGUCUGGUCCGAACGGGCCCCAACGGUUCCCGCUUCCAGCAGCCGGGUCCAUCUCAGAUGCAGGCGAUGAGAGGGGAGUCGUCAAAGGGCCAGGUAAUGGGUGUUAAAUACAGCCACCAGGGCUUCAAAAAGCCCUACUCCUCUGCUGGGACUUCCAGACCACAGAAGUUUGACCCAGCUGAAAGCAGUCGACGGCCGUUUGCCUGUGAGGAGUGUGGGAAAACGUACCGCCAUGCUGGCAGUCUGGCCAAUCACAAGAACCUCCACAAGAUCGGGGAGUACCACUGCAAUGUCUGCAACUCCACAUACCCCAACAGGCUGGCGAUGAAGAACCACCUACGUCUACACUUUGCACAGAAGAAGCACAACUGCCAAGAGUGCGGCAAAGGCUUCCGUACCCAGAGGCAACUGGCCACCCACACUACAGCCGGCCUCUGCAAAGGCCCCCAGGGCCCUGGAGCCCAGAUGGAUUUUGAAUGCGAUGGCUGUUGUGAAGGCUUUGCGACGGCUGAUGAACUUUCAGCUCAUGACUGUCCUGCCCAACACCUGCCUUCGUCAUCCUCUACCAACAGUUCCAACAACGUCAGCAUAGACAGAAGCUCAGUGGACAUGGACUCUGAUGAAAGACCCUACGCCUGUGACCUUUGCAGCUGCGCCUAUAAACAUGCCAGUUCCUUAUUAAACCACAAGCACACCCACAAGACAGGCAACUUCCGGUGCAACUUCUGUGACAAGCCCUACACUAACUACAUGGCACUGCGCAACCACAUGCGCAUCCAUACACAGCGGAAGAAGCACAUCUGCCACACAUGCGGGAAAGCCUUCCGACUGGCCAGAUUCCUCCGCAACCACCAGAAGGUCCACGAGGAGGGCGCGACCCCCUUCGGCUGCCCCACCUGUGGAAAGAGUUUCCAGGGGAGAUCUGGCCUGGCCCGGCACCGCUGCGGGGACAACCAGGUAGGCAUGGAAGUCAGGAGGAAGGCCACUGCACCCACGGGAGAGGGCGAAGAGUGUCGGUACACAUGUGAUCAAUGUGGCCGCUCCUACCGCCAUGCCAGCUCCCUGCUCAACCACAAAAACACCCAUACCGUCGGCAUCUACCACUGCGCCGUGUGCCUCAAAACCUACUCCAACCUGCUCGCCCUGAAGAACCACCGCCGGAUCCAUUCGGAGACGCGACGCCACCGCUGCCACGACUGUGGCAAGGCCUUCCGCGUUUCCUCGCAGCUCUACAACCACAAACGUGUGCACCAGAAGCAGCGGGAGCUGACCUGCCGGUCCUGCCAGCGAGCCUUCCCCACACAGGCCAGCUUCCGGCUCCACAUGGAGAUCACCCAUGGCCAGGCACCACAGCCCCGCCAGCCCAGACCCCAGCAGCCCCGGCCGGGGGGCUCCCAGGAGCUGGGCUGGGGGUCUGGCCUGGACCUCACCCUCAUGCAAGAGCAAGGACUUGAUCCUGGCAGUGUGGCCAAAGCGACCCGAGGCCAGGGGGGGGUGGUCAAGUCCCACGUGUGCGACCAGUGUGGGCGGUCCUACCGUCAUGCUAGCUCCCUGCUCAACCACAAGAACAGCCACAAGACCGGGACCUACUUCUGCAGCUCCUGCCAGAAGGAGUUCCCCAAUCUAAUGUCACUCAAGAACCACCGGAGGAUCCACACGGAACCCAAGCGCUACCAGUGCCCCGACUGCGGCAAGUCGUUCAGGGUGUCGACCCAGCUCAUUUGCCACCGGCGCAUCCACACCAAGGAGAAGCCCUUCUCCUGCCAGCAGUGUGACAAGCGCUUCUCCUCCAAGUCCAACCUUAGGCACCACAUGAAGGUGCACUGGAGCAGCUCCUCGGGGCCCCCAGCCGUCGUCAUGGGGGCACCCAACUUCCUGGGAAUGCCCGGGGGCCCUUUUAUAUAGUAAACUGUUGGAUUGUCAAGGGAGGGUCCAGUCCAGUCACAUGCCAAGGUUUGUGGAGAUGCCAAAACGUAGCCUCCUCUUCCUCCUCCUCACACUCCUUGUUUUCAUGUUUGAUGUGGUGUGUUGGACCAGGACCAGAAUCAGGACCCGAACCUGGAGAACACAUGGUCUCCUGGUCCAGACCCCCGGGGCCCAGUGGUACCCAUGUGGUGCGAACUACCAACACGCCAGUCCUCACUGGGGCUGGUGAAUGUGAACAUGGUUCUCAAAGGGUCCCGAAGGUCCACCAGAACCCCAAGGCCCUGUGUGGACCAGCAGCCCCCCAUGACCCCGGUGAAUGAGAACAGAACAGUACUGGUCUUCAUGGGUUUGGUGGAUGAGACUUGAGGGUCCCACGGGGUUCUGAUGGUCCAAUGGUCCAGUAGACGGACUGAUGGACAGACGUGGACUGAUGUGGACCAACCUCGGACCUGUUGCAGUAUUUUUGGACAGACUGGACCGGUUUGCCCUCAGGGUCCUGGUGGGUGGGUCCAAACAGCCGCAGACUGAAUGUUGAACUGAGCCGAUACCGGACCGGGUCGUGUGGUCCGUUCAGCGGUGAGGAAGACCUGCCCAUCCGGUCCAGAGCUGCAGCCCCACCCCUUCCUCCUAAUUGGACGCUGAAGGAGUCUGUUGAGCUGAAACCUUUUCUCGUGGCCUUUGUCACAAUGUUUUUAACCACAUUCUGACCGAUUCUGUCCAACUGUUCUCAGUGUGUGACCCACACUCGGGUUCCGUUGGUUCCUUUGUCCUUUUCUGAAACAGUCAGUGGGAGACCGCAGUGGCAGCAGUGCAUUGUGGGAGCUUCGAGGUGUGACGCCUUGUUCACACAUGAAGUGGACGGAGGUUGAACAUGUGACUGAGUAUCCGAUACAUGAAGUCACAUGAGGAGUAAAAGACCGGUUCUAGUGUUUGACACAUUCAGAACCAACACUUAACGGUUUGAAAAACUGAAACCUUAACGUGGUUAAAAACUACAAACAUUUUCAUUAUCAUUGGAAAACAUUUGGAUGAAUGUCAGAUUCUUUGAAUCACUUUUAUGUCAGAUUUUAUAUAUUAUUCACAAAAAGAUUAAAAAGAAAACCAAGUGUAAAAUAAACUGAAAGAAAAUCCAUUUGAUCCAAUGAAACCAAGUUCAACAUGAACGUGUUUGACUCCACAUUUUCUAAAAGUUGAUUUAAACUAAUAGAACUUUUAUCACAUGAGGUUUGAGCGACUUUUACAAAAUGCAUCAUUUAAUAAUGAACCAAACAUUUACACAUUCGUCGUCUAAUGUUUAACAAAUUAGUAAUUUGUGAAUUCAUUAAAGUGAUGAGUUUUAAUGGUUUUAAAUCUACUUGUGUUCAACAUCCAAAUACACAAGAAAAAAACAAACACUGACAUUUGGACAUUUUUAUCCAUUUGUUCUGAUUCUACAUUUAACAGUGAAAAUGACAAAUCAAUAACAAAACAUUAAACAUUAAAAUCUAUUUUAUUUUCAGUCAAAUGUAAUUUCACCAAUUAGAACAGUUACAACAAAGACACGACAUUAGAUUUAUUUCAAAUGUCGUUUUAUUGCGAAUUUCACCUCUUUCGCAGCUUUUUUUUUCCGUCUUUCUAACACAAAAGUUUAAUGAACACAAAGACUGAGUUUCAGAUCAUUAUUAGAGGUUUGAAUUUAUCUGUAAAAGAUGCAGAAAAAUGGAAAGAAAUGGUUUUAAACUCUUCAACUCUAACAUUCAUGACUAGAACAAUAACAUGUUUAACAUUAAAAAAUAGAUGAGAAACAGACCAGUCAAAGUCCUACUGCUGACAUAAACCUGUAAACAUGUCGGGAGUUUGUCUUCAGUCAAUUUUUUUUUUUUUUUGUUCUAACGCGUCUUGAACUGUCAACAAACCAGGAAUCAAAUCUGAAAAAACAAAGGUUGUCUUUAACUCCUCCCUCUGUGUGUUCGAUGUGUGAAUGGGCGUGUCCGAUUGGCUCUGCCCCCACCUGUGUCCACCUGUCCUGGACCAUGUGACCGUGUUUUAAAAAAGGACAAAGGAACCAGAGGUUGAACAUCGUUUGUGUCUCAGUGGUGAAAGAAAAAAGACGACACACACACACAUCACUGUAGUAACGCAUUUAUUUAUAUUAUUCUGAUUAUUAUUAUUAUUAUUAUUAUUAACACUUGUAAUGGACGGCGCUAGUGUUUAGGAUGUUUAGAGCUGUGUCGAUGUAAACACCCCACCCCCCCACCCUGUGCCCUGUUACCCAUAAUCCUCCUGUUCUUUGGAGACGAUGGACUCCGUGAGGAAGUGACUCUGAACUCGUUUUCUUGCCUUUUUUUUAAGUGACGUCGUGAGCCUUCCCAUCAUCCCCCUCUUCCAUAUUUAUCUGGGCUGAGUCCGACCUCUGACCCCCCCCCCCAUCAUAUGUACCUGUUUCACAUAAGCCACAUGGAAAAGGGAUGAGUGUGCGUGGGUCCUCGUGGUUCCUCGUAUUUAUUGGUGUUCCGUUCUUUAAUUUAAGCGUUGGUUUUUUUUUCCCCAUGAUGCCGCUGUGAGUGUGAGCGUGUGUGUUUUUAAUCAAACACAGUUCGUUUGUCGGCGUUUUUUCAGGAGCACUGGUGCUAGUUGAAAAAAAAAAGAGUAAAAAGAUAAAAGCCGUGCAGUGACCGUUCAGUGCAGUAGGAGUCAUGUGACCUCAACUAGAACAAGAACUCACCUCCUUUAGUUUGACGUUUCUCCGACACCGUCUGGGUUGUGUUUUUUUUCAGAGUGGACACUCGUUCCCUUUUCCCGCCUGCAUUUCAUGUAGUUGUAGAAGAUGAAACAGAUGGGUUUGGAGCAGCGAUAAUAACCCUGGUUUUGUUUGAACGUUUUGUUUCCAUGCAUAUAUAUGUAAUGCUUACUAUACACUUUUAUAAACUAUGUUUUGAUAAUUCAUUUCUUAACAGAAAAACUUGUCCAUAUACUAUAACCCUUACUGCUGAGUACUGAAAAUAAAUAGUCCAAACACAC
Messenger RNA from Sphaeramia orbicularis (orbiculate cardinalfish), 7958 nucleotides. Its product is annotated as zinc finger protein 646. Gene Ontology annotation, biological process: regulation of transcription by RNA polymerase II. Bases 372 to 4937 code for a protein of 1521 amino acids. The record is from RefSeq and is a predicted model, not a curated record. The transcript has 4 exons. Gene Ontology annotation, cellular component: nucleus. NCBI's taxonomy places the organism in Eukaryota, Metazoa, Chordata, Actinopteri, Kurtiformes, Apogonidae. Gene Ontology annotation, molecular function: RNA polymerase II cis-regulatory region sequence-specific DNA binding; DNA-binding transcription activator activity, RNA polymerase II-specific.